ACCUUUUCGCCACUUUUUAUUCCAUAUUGGUGCUAAUUAAAUACCCAUCUGGUUUUUUCUUUUUUCUUUACCAAAGAGCAAAUCGCGGUACCUUUUGAUGUGGCUUCUUAAUUUGUUGAUAUAAAGUUUCGUCAUUUAUUUAAUUUCGCUUGUUCCCCGGGGGGGGUGUGUGUUUGUUUUUGGAGAUUGUGAUUAGUUUCAAGAGAAAGUUCCCUUCUGCAUGAUACACCAGCUUUACUCCCCAGGGUUUUUUCUUUUUUGCCUCACCGAAAUCUCAUGACUAUUCUAAUCCUAGAACAUGAAAGUUUUUUUGCCCGGUGCUAAUUUUGUCAUUGCUACCUAGCUUCCUGAGUUUUCUGCCUGCAUAAUUCUUGUCCACAGUUUGUACUUUUUGUUGAGAAUCGAGUGCUCAUUCAUUAUAUUUUACAAAGAAAAAUGCCUGCUACUUGGCUUUGAAAAUUUCUCCAAUGAAGACUCGGCACUCAUUUCAAGCAGAUUCCUUAUGCAAUUCAACUUAUGCAGCCCCUUCAAAUCCCAUGGGAGAUGAAAGUAGGAUGGCUGUAGGAGUGAGGAGUAGGUUUACUCGAGCUCGCCCUUCUUCACUCUUGAUAGCAGUGGCUAUGAGGAUAUCAAGAGCAAGGUGGUUCUCCUUCCUGAGAAGAGUUUUUCAUUAUCAGAAUGGGUCCAGAUCUGAUCUUGGGUCCAAUCCUUUCAACUCUAGCACUUGGAUGAUGCUGGAGUUCUUGGCUUUGGCUAUUCAAAUAACCAUCAUAACCUUCACUUUGGCCAUAUCACAGAGGGAGAGGCCUGUUUGGCCUAUGAGGCUUUGUAUUGUUGGAAAUGACAACGGUUGUGUUCUCAAUCUUCUGUUACUCUGCGGGCGUUAUCACUAUGUUCACAUGAAUUUAGGAGAUGGUUUUGGCCUUUCAGAUCUGGAACAACAAAGGAGAAAUGAAGAAUCCAGGAGCACGCAUUUGAUGAACAAAUGUCGGACUUCACUUGAGCUGUUUUUUGCAAUAUGGUUUGUGAUGGGAAAUGUUUGGGUGUUUGAUUCCUGGUUUGGAUCAUUCCACCAUACUCCAAAUCUCCAUAUUCUCUGCAUCUCUUUGCUAGCCUGGAAUGCUCUCAGCUACUCAUUCCCAUUCCUGUUGUUUCUAUUUCUAUGCUGUCUUGUGCCACUGAUCAGCAGCCUACUUGGGUACAACAUGAACAUGGCGUCAACUGAGAAAGGAGCAUUUGAUGAUCAAAUUUCCCAGUUACCUAGCUGGAUAUAUAAAGCAGUCAAUAACGAUGUAGAUGUUGGCAAUGAAGUAGACUGCAUUCCAACCCAUGAAAUUGAUGAUGAUCUGUAUGGAGUCAAGGAGGAGGUGAGGCAGCUGCCAUGUUGUCAUAUAUUUCACCUCAAGCGUGUGGAUCAGUGGCUCAGACUCAUCUCUAGUUGUCCUGAGUAAACAAGAACUGAACAGGUAGAAAAAGAAAGCAAAAUAUGAACAAGUAGUGAUUCUUCACCAUUUUUUCUCUCCGAGUUUCUUCCUUUGGUUUGUAUAUUUUGCGAGGUUACUCUAUGUGAGUGAGUUUUUGUAUGUAUUUACAAUGUUGCUCACCACUCCAGUAACCAGAAGGAAAAGCAAAACAGAACACUAUACAUAAACACGAGUAUAGAUUGUAGGAAUCUGUAUAGCUGAAGAAAGAUACAGAUACUGA
Rubroshorea leprosula is the source of this 1704-nucleotide messenger RNA. The record is from the annotation of a GenBank genome assembly. Lineage: Eukaryota; Viridiplantae; Streptophyta; Magnoliopsida; Malvales; Dipterocarpaceae.